Molecule: messenger RNA, 5888 nt
Organism: Cloeon dipterum
Lineage: Eukaryota; Metazoa; Arthropoda; Insecta; Ephemeroptera; Baetidae
Product: titin-like
Exons: 19
Coding region: 405-5057 (1550 amino acids)
Molecular function (GO): actin monomer binding
Source: RefSeq, a predicted model, not a curated record
AUCCGGCCGCCGCGGCGAAUACAAAAAUAAUAAAGCAGUCAGUCAGUCCCCGCAAGCGCUCGGCGGACCGUUUGCUGCAUCUCGCAGCGGCGUCUUUUCCAACCGUUCUUACUCGGCAACCGCGGUGUGUUGCCACUCGACCUGAGUGCCCUUACCCUGAUAUUGGACCUUGUCCUAUAUUGUUAGCCCCAAAAACCGUGUCUUGGUGCAGAAACCACCUGUUGCUUGAGUGACGGUUACUCCUCUGCUCAUCAGUUACACCCUCUGUGAGAUGACAGUUCGACCUGAGCUGCGAACCGGCGAUUUCUGUAAGUUUCCAUUGCAGCCAUCUGUCUGAAUUUUCAAGCCGAUAUUCGAGUGAAGACUCCUUCAGCGAGAGCUUGAGCAACGCCGGCGACGUCGCGAUGGCGCCACCACCCUCCAAGCUGCACCCGACUGGCAGUAAUUUGCUCAUGAGACUGGUCACCGAGGACACUCCACCGGACAUGCUGGCUGGCUCCAUGGACCUCAGGGUCACCUUGCCCAACGGACGCACGGUCAAGAUGGGCGUCGAUAGGAGCACGCCGAUGAUGGACCUUUUGAUACAAAUCACCACCGCAAACAAAGUUUCUCCUGGUGACUACAUCCUCCAGCCAAUUGGCGAUAGAGGAAUUCUUCCAUACAAACCAAGCACUCCAAUAGGUGCUUUGGAAACAAUCGGUAUUAAAGUGGUGCCAAGACACUCGACUCCUAACAACAACCAGAAUAACAAUUCGCUGAACCGAAAGAGAAUUCCUCUGGUCAACUCGCUGAUCGGCCAGAACCAGCCCUUCGAGCAGACCUUCCGGUUGCAGGUGCACUUGCCGAGGAACCAGCUCUUUGUGGCCAGGUUGAGCCCCAGGACGACCCUGGCGGACAUCCUGACGCACGUUUGCCAGGAGAAAAACCUCGACCAAAACAAGUACGAGCUGCGACACCCAGUCAACACAGAGCAGUGUCUGCAGUUGUCUCUGUGCUUGGCCGACUAUAAGAUCACGGAAAUAGUGGUGGUGCCACGCGGCUCGCGCCCUUCGACAGAACUCUCCUCGUCGGACAUUCCGGCGCUGCAGAGGAGUAACAGCGAACAACGAAACGGGACGUCCUCGGCGGCUUCUUCUGGAAGCGGCAGUGGAGGCGUCCUCUCCAUCCUCAAACGGAACGGAAAACCAGAUGGCAAUCGCGACGGUAGCUUAAGCGGCGACAGUCUUGGCGGGCGGAGUAGCUCGCCGGCCAGAUCAGACGAGAGCCUUAGUCGGUCAAUUUCGCCCCCAGUGGGCAGCAACAAGCUGAUGGAGAAGCAGAGCGUGCCGCCUCCGCCGAUCAGGCACCGAAAGGGCCGAGCACCCAAGCCACCGUCUGCCCCGACUCAGGUGCCUGCAGUCGAGGAAGAGGUGGCCCAAAAAGCAGCAGAGGCUAAACCGGAGAGGACUGCUCUUGUUAUUUCGCACUCGAGAAAUAGCUCGGACAGCAGCGGAUACCACGAGGCCUCCGUCCUCAGUGACACGCCUGAGAACCUCAAUGGACACACUAGCAGCCCCCCUGGCACGAUAAACCGCCAAGCAACGACCUCUGCCGCCCCCAGAAAAGCAGCACAGCCGCCUUCUCCCGGAAAGCUGCAGUACUCGUUGUCCAUGUCUGACGUGUCGAAAACGGAGGCAGGCGCCGGCCGCAUGUUCAGCGCUGCCUCCAACACCUCACUCAGCAGCAACAAGAAGAAGCAGAAGGCGCCGGCGCCUCCCCCGUUGGCCGCCCCCGACUCAGUGCUGAUGCCGCCACCCCCCAGCACCCAGCCCGCCGCCAGUAGGUCUAGCAGUAGGACCAGUAGUGUGCUAGAACCCACAGCUUGCAUGCUUGAUAACCCACGAGCACGAGUAUUAGAAGUAGAAUCGAGCGUGCCACCUAACCCACCCGUCCCGCGUGCACGCAGACUGACCCCGGACGUGGUGGCCUCGGCGGUGCCUCCGCCGGUGCGGCCGCGCCGCCUGCCAGCCGUGGAAGCGGCCAUCCGUCGGCAGGUGUCGUCCACGUCGCUCGUCGGCAGCAUCGGCUCUUCGUCGGGCAGCUCUGUAUUCGGCGUCGGCCGCUCGAUUUUGUCGUUCAACCUGGCCAGCGAGGCCGGCUCCGAGCACACGUACGAGGACAUCGAAAAUGACGACCUCGACCUGAGUCUCUUCGAGGGCUCCACGGCCAGCGGCAGCACGUUCCGCCGCACGACUGACAUUUUGUUCGAGGACGACGAGGAGUAUGUAAAGUUCCACAAUUCGCUGCUUAGCGAGAGGAAGAGGAGCUCCAUCACAAAGCAUUUGGACGAUGCUGAAGGGAAGAAGAAGCCGAAGCGGAAAAAGGCGCAAGCACCGAAAGCCCCGAAACCCAUCGGAUACAGAAACAGGCCCAAGCUGGGAGACAUCAUGUGGAAGACGGAGACUGAGGAGUCUGAGAAAAAAGUUGCCUCGCCAACAAACUCGGUCGAGAAGUCCUCCGUGUUCGACAAACCCUCCAGAAGCUCAUCUCUCCUAAGGAAAACCUCGGAAGAAUUUGGAAAAUCGGCCGAGGAGGAACAAGUUGUGGAAGUCAGUUCAAGAGAUUAUAUGUUGCAUUCGCAAAUGUCGAGCUACUCAACUCGCAGCGAUUUGAGGGAUGAGUUUGGCUUUCUCACAUUCAAACCUGCGCCAGGAGAACAUGAGGAGGUCGGCACCACGUCGACCGACGAUUUGGACUUGGACCUUGACCUGUUCGCCAUGACUAACGCUGGUAGUGGUGAUAAAGAAGGCACUGAAAAAACCCCAUCUGCGGACCUGCCCCGUCCCUCAGAGCCCGUUGCCGUGGCACAGACUGAAAACGGCCAUAGUGAUCACGGUAACGGCGCUUUGGAGAAGGAGGACGAGCAGCGAGUCGAGGUGCAGGUGCAGAGCAUGGACGUGGGCAAGGACGACGAGUCUGAAUACGCGUCGGACGACGAGGACGACCUGGACAGCGCCUUCCAGAGCGUCACCGACGUCCUCGAGAAGCAGCUGGAGGCCGAGCAGCUAUUACUGCAGCAGAAGCAAAAGAUCGUCGAGGUGGUCAACGAGGAAGAGCUCUCCAGGACACCCAGUCCAAACGAACAGCGACAACGAGAUGAGGCGUUGAAGCAGGUAGUAGAGGAGGAGAAGGAAGAGACGCAAGAGGAUAAGGAGGAGGAGGAGGAGGAGGAGGAGGAGGAGGAGGAGGAAAAGGUUAAAAUCCUUAAGGAACUGGACAGAAAGAGGGCACUGCAUGAGAAGCAGCGAAUGGAAAUCGAGAGGCUACAGAAGGAGCAGGAAGAACUAGAGAUGGCCCUCAAGAAAUAUGAACAGGAGUCUACGGAAAAGAAGGAGGACUCCGUUCCAGUCUCACCAGAGCCAGCUGAAAUUCUGAACUGGGAGUACAAAUUACCAGCACCGCCAAGUGCUUUCAGAGAUACGAAGGAAACUACGACGCCUUCAAAUACGCCAGAAGAGGAGAAAAGAAGACUGUCGUUUGAUUCUGAAUCAGUCAACGAAGUGAAAGAAAAGCCUCAAAUUGAAGCCCCUCUUCCAGAUAUUAUCUUGCAGCAGCCAGAAGUUAGAAUAGAGCAGCAAGAGGAGGUCAAAGUAGAAUUGAUUCCUGAAGAAGCUGUGGAGCUGAGGCCAAAGCCGCCAGCGAUCGUGGACGUGACGCCCAAGCCAAGCGUAGCCAGGGAGACGAGAAGCGCGUCCCCUCCCAAGGUGACCAUCAUGCCUCUGCGCUCCGCUCAAUCCCUCUGCAGCCUCGUGUAUGACCAUGAGGAACAAAAGAAGGAAGCUGUCAAGGCGGAGACGCCUCCAAGGCGGAGUUCCAGCUCAGACAGUGACAGCGACUUGGUGCAGAGUCCGCUCAGGAAGACCACCAGCGUGGACAAUGUCUCCAAGAUGGCCCAGUACACUGAAAGCGACGAGGAGGAGAAACAGCGUCUGCAACAGGUGCAGCAGCAAGUGCUCAACUGGCAGAAGCAAGUACUCACCAACCAGAGCGUCCUCCAGGAACACGUCAACAUGCCUCUCCAGUCACUACAGGUACUGCGCGAGAUCUUGCCGCAGAUGAAGCAGAAGCUGGAAGAAGACGCACUCAACGGCACCUCGACCACCACAAUCAACGAGAGCUACACCACCAGGUCGAGUACCCUGCCUCGCAACGCACGUUCGCUGGACGUAGACAGUGAAGCAGUUCUCCGCAGUAGCAGCAGCAGCACCCUGGAACGGCGCACGAUGACAACGACGACGACGACAAGCAACGUGCAGCAGCGCUUCCGGCCGCCCACCAUCAACCUGGGCACGUGGAGCGAUCGGCCAAAGAGCGAGAUCGCCCUGAAGCACGACUCGGACUACAGGGUGGGCGUCGGGCAGCUGCAGGCCAGGGCGGCGCCCAUCAUCCGCCAGGCAGAGCCCAAGCCCAAACCGGAGAACCUCAACCUGCUCGGCUCGUCGGGCGAACACGUGACCAGGAGCAACUCGUGGCGAGUCACCCAGCAGCCACCCUACAAGUCAAGUGUCACCAUUCACAGUCUUGCCACUGAACAGGUGCGUGCGAGCAACAAGCCAACAGUGGUGCUGCGACCAGCGUCGUUUGUGCCGCAGUCUCAUUCGCAGGACAGCGAGUACGCGCCACGACCCACGGCUCAGAAGCGCUACACGACCCUGGUGGGGCUGAAUGGCGCACCACAGCCCAGCAUGGUUGCCCCCGCGACCCCCUCAUACCCCAAGCAGGUGGUUAUCGCGCAGGUGGCGCCCACUGCACCGUUUCCCGUCGUCAAGGGUUUCCAAAAUUCGAUCCCCAAGGAGCAGGCAACCCCGGUGAAAAUCUCGCCCCUGACAGCCCCCAAGCCGUCGUCGCCCACCCCGGUGCCGCCACCGCCGCCCCAGUUUCAGAAGCCGAUGGUGAUCAGGCCCACACCAGCGCCCAAAAAGAAGCAACCUCCUCCAGCUGCUGUCGACAGCCAGGCCGAGCUUAUGGACGCGAUCAGAAAUUUUGGCGGCAGGAGUAACCUCAAAAGGGUAAAGUAAAACCACGCACGUUUGUCAUCGUUUGAGAAUCUUCGCCAGGCGGCAACCUUUUUCGUCAUAUUUCGCCCUCCCACACAUCGAAUAUCCAACGUUAAAAUAAGGAAACCGCACCGCAUCCAUCGCCAACGCGCACCAUUGCAGAAUCAAUAAAUAGCAAAAUCACACGCACCGCUCCAUGUGUAUAUAUAAUAAAGAAGACAAAAUUGUUUGUAUGCAAGAGAUGAAAUCGUGUGAGCUCCUUCAAAGUCUGUAUCUUUUAAAUGUUGUCGAUGCGUGUUUAACGAAAUAACUCAAAGCGGAAUAAUCCAGUUUUAGUUGGUAAAAUACACAAUAUAUCAAUGUUAUAAUUGCUCAGCACGUCCAUGUGAUAUGCAGGUAGAGUUAGUGUUUACUAUAUAUAUAAAAAAGAGAUGAGCGUCAGCACUCUCAGAACCCAUAUUUUUUUUGUAAAAAUUGUGCAACCAGCUAUGCAGAGAGAAAAUGCAUUUAGACUAGGCCGAGAAUAAGUGGAAUCCACAGCUUUUAGGUCUACUCUCUGAUAUGAUUUCCUGGCACUCGUUGUGGAGGGUUUGGAGAUUGAAAGUAUAUGUGUUCUUUAAUAUUCUCUCUCCACCAGGGUUUGGAAAUUGAGACAGCUUAAUAUAUGUGCCUCGAUGUAUUUGGUUUUUAUUAACAUUCACACACUUGUUAACUACUCAUGAUACUUAUUGUUGGUUUCUUUUUUUUCAAGCCACGUGAUAAUCUAAAUCGAGGUGUGAAAUUAUAAUUUUUGUGAAGAGUGAGAAAGAGGAGCGUUACGCUUGAGUAAAAAUAUAUAUGCAUUGUACAUUA